AUGCCGACACUGCAUUUGACAUAUCGUCGUCUCAAUUACAACCUCUCCAGCGAGCUGGCCUGACACUUGUUACAGCCUUUUUCACUUUAUCCUUUGUACUCAUCCUUAUACAGCCAGCCUGUUCCUUCGUAUUGUGACCUUUAUCCAGAAUGCCUGCUCGCUACGCCCCCGUACCAACUCGGCGUUCGAGCAAUGGGCCAGAGGCUGAACAAGAACUGGAUGACGCCUUUGAAUCCGAUAACGAGGACGACAGCCAGCUCGAAUCGACACCACUCACACAAUCAUACAGCAUUCGCUCAGAGGAUACUCUGCACAAUUCCAGUCCAAAUGCCAUGCCAGGUGUCUACGAUUUUGAGAGAGAUUAUGACUACGACCGUCCUCCACCCGGUUCUCCCCCAGGCAUAUCUGCUGUCGCUAUGCCCAACGACAUCGGUAACUCCAACGGUCAGCUACCUACGUCUCCCCUCGGAACAACCAUACCUCGACCUUCAUUCUUCCGUAGG
Serpula lacrymans var. lacrymans S7.9 is the source of this 503-nucleotide messenger RNA. RefSeq lists its product as uncharacterized. Lineage: Eukaryota; Fungi; Basidiomycota; Agaricomycetes; Boletales; Serpulaceae. The record is from RefSeq and is a predicted model, not a curated record. The annotation marks the transcript as partial. The transcript has a single exon.